UAAACUACGAUUGACUUCAGAGUUGCCGAGAGUCUGCUACUUGUCGAUGAACAGUUAGUUUUCGCGAACAACAUUCUGCUUUGUGAGGAUUUAUUUUUUGUUCCGAGAUUUUCAUUACUUUUACGACGAUUUAAGGCAUUAUUCUGAUACUUUUCUGACUACUAUGCUUCUAAACUGCCAAGCAGCCGUCCAGGGACGAGGGCAGUGUGGUGAGUUCAGGGGCUAGCUGGCCAACUGUACCACCUGCAAAGGGUGGCGGCUGCCCGGGCUGCUGGGAUGCUACGGAAGAGCAGCAGCAGCAGCAGCACCAGCACCAGCAGUAUUGGUGGAGGCACUGGGACAAAACAUGUCCAGGAGCUUCCACGGCCUGCCUUCCAACCACAAGAAUCUCUGUCGCCCAGAUCCACCAAGACCUUGACUAUGGGCCGGAGCACCAAGAACCCCAACCCUCUUAGUACCAUGGGGCUUCCAUCCCGCCUCAUGGGGGCCCCAGGUGUGGAUGCUGAGUAUGUUUUGCAGCUGGUGAAUGAUGUAAGGUGGUUUGCUGAUGUGCUUCUGAACCUAAAGGAUGCUUUCCAACAUAAAGACAACGUGGAGGGUCUUCAGGAGGUGGUACAGGAGCGCCUGGCAGAGCUACUCCGUGUCCUCAAGACUGUUAUCGGCAAACAUCGGACCCUCAACUCAGCCGACAUUCUGGGAGCUGCUGGCACAGUCAUCGCUAAGGUCAAAGGCAUUAACUUCAAGGAAGUAAAUCCAGAAAACAAACAGGCUAUAUUCAGCGAGAUACACACAUCCAUUGACACUUUGGCAUUCACAUUCGGCAAUGUAGUUUCUGACUUCCUUAUGGGAGAUGUGGACAGUAGCUCAGGGUUGGGGGUCCCCCAGACCAGGAGGAGCAAGACCUCUUCUUCACAGUCUUUUGACAACCUCUCUGUGGAUCCUCAGGGUUACGUUCCAGGCAACAGGGAUCUUGUUGGCCCAGAGGUGCCGCUGUCAAGAGAGGAAGAAGUUGACUUGACUCUGCAGAAGAAUGACAGUGGGGUUGAGUCCGCUCUACUCUAUGCAAAGGCCUUGUCAAAGUACAUUAAAGACCUUCUGGGGUGUAUGGAGAAACGGCUCGCGAUGGAUACUGAAUAUGCCAAAAGCUAUGCCAAGAUGGCUGAGUCUGCAAAGACGCUCGCCAGUCAGCAGGACUACAUGCCAUUCAGUGACAUCUACGUCUCCUCGUUCAAGAAUGAGAUUGAAUACAACCAGCUGCUUAUUCAGACUGCAGUGGCUCUGCAAACCAAUAAAUUCAUACAGCCCCUUCUGGCUCGCAAGAAUGAACUGGAUAAGUUGAGAAAGGAUAUUAAGGAGCAGUGGCAGAGAGAGCAAAAGAAAAUGCAAGAGGUUGACACAACCUUGCGUAAGGCACGAGCUUUGAACGAUCAGAGGAAAGAGGAGUACAGAAGAGCCCAGUCGUCUACAAACCGCUCCCAGGAGGAGCAGUCUAACACUGGCAACAAACAGCUGGAGAAGAAGAGGAAGCUUGAAGAAGAGGCUAUGCAAAAGGCUGAGGAAGCCCAGUACCAUUUCCAAAGCUGUAGGGCUGACGCAGGCAUCAGACGGAUGGAUCUAGCAAAUGCCAAAAGUACAAUCCUCACACAGAUUCGAGAGAUGAUCUUCCAGUGUGACCUCACACUCAAAGCUGUGUCAGUGAACUGGUUUCAGAUGCAGCACAUGCAAACUGUGUCCCUCCCAGCCCACUACCAGGCCCUGAAUGAGAGUGCCAAGUUGUAUGAACCAGGUGGAUGCUUUGCUAACUUCGUUCGGAACCUGCCAAAAAAUCUGCCUAAGGAGCAUCUUCAGCCAGACGCCUUUUCUGAAAAUUUCAGGUCUGGGUUUAGCAAAAGGUCACAAGGCAGCACCCAUUCCUCCCAUGGCAACUUGUCGCAGGGCUCCAUCACUUCCAGUGAUGUUUUGUGCGGAGAUGAUGUAGACCAUCCCCUUUACCGGCCUGCAAGGAUCAGUGAGCGAAGGUCCAACAGCAGCACAGACAUCCCAGCGCUGAGGAGUCAGGUACCGCCAAGAACCUGGGCCUCCAGCAGUCAGGGCAGCCAGAGCGGGAUGUGCAGCGACUCGGAGAGUGCUGGGGGCAGCAGCGAGUCUAGGUCCAUGGACUCCCCCACCACUAGCCCAGGUAACUUCAAGCGGCGACUGCCCAGAACUCCAUCCACUGGGACCAUGUCCUCAGCCGAUGAUCUGGAUGAGAGGGAGCCUUUUUCACCCUUUGACAACGGUCUGGUGGAAAUGGUGACAGAGACAUUAGGUUCUCCUGGGCCGUUCCGAAAUACUCAGAUGUCAAAAGCUGCUCAAACGCAUAAGCUAAGAAAACUCCGAGCCCCAUCUAAGUGCAGAGAGUGUGACGGCCUGGUUGUUUUCCACGGAGCCGAAUGUGAAGAGUGUUCCUUGGCAUGCCAUAAAAAAUGUCUGGAGACACUCCCGAUCCAGUGUGGUCACAAAAAGCUGCAAGGCAGACUGCAGCUGUUUGGUAUCGACUUUGCCCAAGCAGCAAAAAACUGUGCAGAUGGGAUUCCCUUCAUAAUCAAAAAGUGCACCGCAGAAAUCGAAAGCCGAGCCCUCAACAUCAAGGGCAUUUAUCGGGUGAAUGGUGCCAAAUCCCGAGUUGAGAAGCUCUGUCAGGCGUUUGAAAACGGGAAGGACUUGGUUGAACUGUCUGAACUCUCACCUCAUGACAUCAGCAAUGUCCUGAAACUCUACUUGAGACAGUUGCCAGAACCAUUGAUCCAGUAUCGAUUCUACAAUGACCUCAUUGGCUUGGCUAAAGAAUGUCAAAGAGCGAUAGCAGAGGAAGCUGAUAAACCUCUGAGCGCUCAGAAGGGAGAGAAAGGUGUGCCAAGUGUCCAGAUGAGCAGAAUUAUUUUGAGGAUUAAGGAUCUGCUGUGCCAGCUACCCACAGCCAACUACAGGUCUCUGCGUCACCUUAUCGCUCAUCUGAACAGAGUGAGUAAGCAGGCUGACGAGAACAAGAUGACAACAAGUAACCUGGGUAUUAUCUUCGGACCCACUCUGGUAAAACCAAGACAGAUAGAUGCAGAGGUCUCCCUCUCCUCUCUGGUAGAUUACCCCUGCCAGGCACUGAUGGUGGAGAUACUGGUGCGACACUUUCAUAUGAUCUUCGAUCCACCUAUUCCCUCUGGUUCCGAAAUCACCACCACCAGUGCACAAUCAUCUCCCAGACUGACCCCACAAGAAAAGGUGCGCCAGCUCAGCAGACACUCCACCUCCUUAACAGACAUCAAGGAGAGUGCCAGAGUAUACAAAAGAUACUCCUCAGUAAUCCCAUCCUCCCACAUCCUGGAUGAGGUGCAUGAGGUCCAAUCUGGAAAAGACAGAUCCGACUGUUCAUCCGCAGAGAAGCUCAACGGGCUGCAGACUUCAAGUGGACGUGAGGCCCAGAGGUCAACCUUGGUGCUUAACCGACCUAGCUCCACUGUCUCAUACACCAACACGUUGCCAACAAAGGUUCAGCUGCGUAACCAGGCCGUUCGACCCGUUUCACGACCAAUCAGCAUGCCGCUGGAACGCCUGCCCACACCGGCUCAGAUUCUUGAGAGGAAUAACCGGAACAGAACGGAUGUCGUCGAUGGAAGCUCUGCUCAUAGGGACACAGAGACCAUACAGGAGACUCCGGAGCCUGAGAGGGCUCGCCAGAGCGGCUCAUCCAGAAUAAGCACCUAUUACAUUACACCAUUUAUUGACACACAGACCAUGCAGAGGAGGACAUGGGAUAAGAAGUACAAGCACUAUGAUAUGACAUCCAGAACUGCUAUGAUAGUGGCCAAUCUGCCCCCCACCAGCUCUGGGUUGCAGCCUGUCAAGGCCACGCUGCCCAUCACAGUCAGUGCAGCUGCGACUGCAGCUUCUGUGGUUCCUUCUACCAGUAGCGUGAGCACCAUAUUCUCCAGCUGCCCCAGCACACUUUCAGUGAAGUCUGUGUGGAGCUCUAAAAGGGAAAAAGAUACAGAAUCUUCAGUCAGUGGGUCCGGCAGCUCACCAAACGUUUCAUUAACACUCAGGGCUCCACGGACUCUUCAGCCCCCUCCUGGAACCUUCUACAUCCCCCCAGUUUCCAGUAACAGCAGAACGAGGACAAGCUGGACUACAACCACAUCCACCACCUCAUCACUCACUUCCACCAACAGUUGCCCAGCAGCCUCUCUUUCCCCAAGCCUCACAACCCCACUACAGACACUUCACCAGACACAGGACUCCACAGACAGCGCCAUUGAUCCCGGGGUCUCGACCUCCACUACCGUUUCACCCCCCCAGUCCCCCACUCCAAGCAGCUCUAAUGACCUCUGCUCUGCUGAGACUAAAACCAUCUACCAAAGACUCCAGCGGUUGCAGGAGAACGAACACAGAGAGGCUCAUUUUGUCUGAAACCAAAUGAACAAAAAAGCAUAUUUGUAAAUAUUGAUGUAUCUGUGCAUCAAGCAGUAAAUGGGAGAAAGUUUAGGCAAGUAAAAAUCAACCAUGAAAGUGUUAAAAGUACUAAUAUAUUCCUUUUUACAUGUUAAAGACAUAGUGCCAAUAGAAGUUAGUCAAAGUAAGCAGAACAAAUUUGUAACGUCUGGUGCCAACAUCAGUGUUUACUGUUUAACAACAGUAUAUUUGUCAACAAAAUCAAUUUUCUUCUGUUAAAAACUGUAAGCAGUUUUUUUGUUCAGUGUUUAAUCUGUGGAAAAGUGACACUUUACAUGUACACUUUGUACUUCCAGGCUUAAACGCCCUAUGUCCCUGCUUUUAAAUUUAAAUAUCCAUUUUAUUUCACAAGGGGAUAAUUGAAAUAUUAUUAAUAUAAUUAAUUAAAUCCAAAUAUGUCCUGUGUAGCCUAUGAUUGGUACAUUGUUUCUCAGUAUGUAAGCCUUGUUUAUAUAUUCAUACAAACAUACUCAAUGUUGUCACGAUAAUUUUGUUUCAUGGCAUCAUUUUAUUAUAAAGAAGAGGAACGACAUGCAGCAGUUCUUGCUGCAAAUUAAAACAAGUGUUUUUAAACUUA
Girardinichthys multiradiatus is the source of this 5062-nucleotide messenger RNA. Its product is annotated as rho GTPase-activating protein 29-like. Lineage: Eukaryota; Metazoa; Chordata; Actinopteri; Cyprinodontiformes; Goodeidae. The transcript has 22 exons. The record is from RefSeq and is a predicted model, not a curated record. Gene Ontology annotation, biological process: activation of GTPase activity; signal transduction. The coding region runs from base 277 to 4443 and encodes 1388 amino acids. Gene Ontology annotation, molecular function: GTPase activator activity. Gene Ontology annotation, cellular component: cytoplasm.